Molecule: messenger RNA, 1986 nt
Organism: Daphnia carinata
Lineage: Eukaryota; Metazoa; Arthropoda; Branchiopoda; Diplostraca; Daphniidae
Exons: 3
Coding region: 93-1799 (568 amino acids)
Source: RefSeq, a predicted model, not a curated record
UAAUAAUCAUACCAGUAAAGUUCUUCAGUUUUAACACAUCCUCAUCCUGCGCUGAACAAACGGUAUAGAUACAUCGACAAGUUUUCGCAACCAUGACACGUUCCGGAAUUCAAAAGUUUGUUAUUCCAGCAUUGCUGGCCCUCUUAGCUGUAACGGUGGCGGGAGUGGAUGACAACGUAGCGGAAGAAACGAAAAUGAGGGCCAUGACAGUCGAGCAUAGAAUGGAUGACUAUAGUGAGGGUACGGAGGCCAGAGAUGGCCACGGCCAUCACCAUCAUGGACAUCAACAGCACGGAAGCGGCAACGGAUUCCGCCCUUCAAAAUGGCAGGAGAAGUUGAAGCGACCGAAAUCCCAAUAUCCAGCAAAAAAGCCUCAAUACGGCCCACCCAAGGCUCAACAUAAAGCACCGAAGCCUCAAUACGGCCCACCAAAAGCUAACCAUCAAAAGCCAAAAUCGCAGUAUGGUGCACCUAAGGCUCAUGGCCCACCCAAGUCAUCCUAUGAGCCCUCAGCUUACAGACCUCCGAAAGCUCAACACAUCCCACCAAAGGCUCAGUACGGUCCACCAAAGGCUCAGUAUGGUCCACCAAAAGCUGAAUAUAGCCCUCCUAAGGCUGAGUACGGUCCACCAAAGGCUGAGUACGGUCCACCAAAGGCUGAGUACGGUCCACCAAAGGCUGAGUACAGUCCACCAAAGGCUGAAUCCAAACCCCCCAAAAGUCAUCACAAACCCUCCAAGGGUAAAUAUGGUCCACCAAAGGCUACACAUGAUGCCCCAUCUUACAGUCCUCCCGCAUACAGCCCACCAUCUUACAGUUCUCCCGCAUACAGCCCACCAUCUUACAGUCCUCCCGCAUACAGCCCACCAUCGUACAGUCCUCCAGCAUACAGCCCACCAUCGUACAGUCCUCCAGCAUACAGCCCACCAUCGUACAGUCCUCCAGCAUACAGCCCACCAUCCUACAGUCCUCCAGCAUACAGCCCACCAUCCUACAGUCCUCCAGCAUACAGCCCACCAUCUUACAGUCCUCCAGCAUACAGCCCACCAUCUUACAGUCCUCCAGCAUACAGCCCACCAUCUUACAGCCCGCCAGCUUACAGUACGCCAGCUUACAGUACACCAGCCCCAGCUUAUAGUACACCAGCUCCAGCUUACAAUCCACCAGCUCCAGCAUACAGCCCACCAUCCUACAGCCCACCAUCUUACAAUCCUGCACCAGCACCAUCUUACCCUUCUCCUGCACCCGAAUACAGUCCUUCGCAAGCAGCUGAAGUGCCAGAAUCUAGCUAUUCUACAAGCUACGAACCCAUCUUCCCACCAAUUUCACAGGGAUCGGGAUACGAGAGACCGCAACCAGAGUACGAACAGCCAUCCUACAAUCCACCACCGUACGAGUCUCCCAGCUAUUUCCCAACCGAGGCGCCAUACCCUCCCCCUGCCUACACCGAAGCCCCAAGUUAUCCAACUCCUAGUUAUGAUGCCCCAGCUCAAACAGAAGCUCCCUACUCUCCUCCACAGGAUCCCAGCUACGAAUUACCGGCGUACGUUCCUCCCACCUACACCGAGCCCCCAACUGACCCCGAAGUACCAGCCCAUACUGAAGAACCAGCUUAUUCUCAACCACCCCAAACUGACGCUGCAUACUCUCCACCAUCGGAAUAUGAUGUCGUCGAUCACACCGAGCGUAGCCAGUAUCCAAAUGCUCCGGCAUCUCAUGAGCCUGGCAACCACGGCUUUUUUAGCAGCAACGAUUUCCCCGAUUUCGACGAUUUUUUCAAAGAUGUUUUCAGCGGAUAAAAACGUGCUCAAAUUACUUGCAAUUAUCAAGCAAGUGACCCAUUCGUUUUGACUAUUUAACUUAAAUUCACUUAACCAAAUUUAAAUUGUCGUACCAUUUCAAGGCAGGCCCUAUUAAGCUUUUCCUUUCCCUCUUAUUUGAUGAUGUACAUAAUUUCAAUCAGUCGAUAUUUUGUUACAAUCUUAU